UUGUCAAAAUGGGAAUUUAGUUUUUAGAUUAAAUAAGAUAUGUUAUAGUGAUAUUUGUCAAUUACUGAAUAUUAAAAUAAUGAUAUAAAAUUGAAAAAUUUACCUUAAUCUUUCAUAUUUUCCCAGUGAAAAGUUUUUACUAAAUUUAUCUCCAAACAAAAUUGGACCCUAUUUAAGAAAGAGAUCCCUUUAAGAAACAUUGGUAUCAUAUUUCACAUUUAUCUAUUUCCUUUGUCUUUUGUGUAUUUCCUUGGUCAUUUUUUUUAAUCUUGGGUAUCCUUUUGUCUGUGUGUUUCAACUCUGCAUUAUUCAAUUUUUUCGGUGAAAAAUGACUUCUUUAGGGUUCCGCUUCUUCGCUCUGGUCUUGCUUUUAGCAAGAGAAACUUCAUCUUCCAGUGUCAAUUAUCCAUCCUCCAUGGUCAUUUGGCAAAAUUUUCCGGUAGAGACCGUUGUUGCAUCACAUAUGCAAAUAGCUGUCACAAUUAAUUCUACAGCAGGUUCUCAAAAGUUUCAUACAAGACUACAUAAAUAUACUGGUUCUCCUAGAGAAACACUCACAUCGAAAAGAUACAAUUUUCCUUUGAAAUUCAGGAAGAAAAAUUUUGUAGCUCUUGAAAAUGCAAACAAAGCUACAUUUGAUUGCCAAGUUGAACUUCCAUUUAUAGGACAUACAAAGCCAUGGAUAGAGCUUGACACAGGCAAUAUCUACUGCAUUUUCUUCCCAUACUCAAAAACCAUUGAACCUCCUCAUCAUGCUUUAGUACUCAAAGAAGUACCUCAUGUUUCGGCACCUUCAUUUGCACUUCUUCUCGGAAGGCUUUCUGUGUCAGGAACAAGAAAAAUGAUGAACAUAACUUCGGAGGUUAGCAACGUCAUCAUAUCCAUACUUGAAAACUCCGAUGUUCAAAUUCACUGGCGCAAAAAAGAUUACUUAUCGAUGAGCUUGUUGGAAGAUUUUGAUAUAGCAGAGUCUAAGGUUAAGGAACAUAGCGUAAACGAUCAAAUAAUUGUCACACUCUCAGCAGAUCAUCGCGUAAGAAUGAUUAUCCGUUAUAAAAUGGAUGAAUCGCAUAUACCAAUGAUCAAAAACUUGGUGAUCCGCGCUUUCGUCAUUGGCAUCCAAAUAAUCGUAAUAAUCAUCAAUAUAAUAAUGUUUGUUAAAAUUAUUAAAGCCGCUGACAGGGCUAAUAUAAAGGAAAACGACACGACCAAUUCAGAUGAGUAUGACUCCAUUGACUUGAAAACGAGUAUCUGUGUCAUUAAAAAAUCGAUCUGUGAAAUAGAAAAAAUAAUAGACGAAGCAAGGUAAGGGACUAAGGAUGGUCGCAUCAUUGUUACUUGUUAGCAGCAUAGUAAUAAAUUUUUUUUAAAAAAAGAUAAUUAAUUUCCAUUUUGACUAUCCAUGGAACUUUUGCUAAUUGUAUAUAGCAGUCUUAGCAGAUCAUGAAUAUCUUCACCAGAAAAAAAAAA
Molecule: messenger RNA, 1470 nt
Organism: Arabidopsis lyrata subsp. lyrata
Lineage: Eukaryota; Viridiplantae; Streptophyta; Magnoliopsida; Brassicales; Brassicaceae
Product: nuclear pore complex protein GP210
Exons: 7
Coding region: 329-1309 (326 amino acids)
Source: RefSeq, a predicted model, not a curated record